Gadus morhua (Atlantic cod) is the source of this 4154-nucleotide messenger RNA. RefSeq lists its product as uncharacterized. Lineage: Eukaryota; Metazoa; Chordata; Actinopteri; Gadiformes; Gadidae. The transcript has 7 exons. The record is from RefSeq and is a predicted model, not a curated record. Bases 144 to 4154 code for a protein of 1336 amino acids.
GAGUCAAUAAGUUUAUUUUUGAAACAUUGAUAAAUGAUGCAAAACAUUCAUUCAUGAUUAUUGUUGAAUGUACAUUCGCAAAGAGACAAAAGCAACAGAAGACAUUUACAAUGAGUCUCCAAGCAGCCAACACACCUCACUAGAUGGACAUGGGAGAACCAGACCCACUACGAGAACCACAAGCACAUUGUUCUGGAUGGCACCUGCGUCCAGCCCCCACAUGGACUGAUCCAGGCUAUACAAGUACCGGAUCAGAACCAUCUCUGUUAUGGUCACCACAGAGAUUGGACUGGUCACCUGAAUGGUUCCCAAGGAUGCCCUGUGUACGCCCCUGGUGGUCCCUUAGCCUAACAUCAUCACAACCAACCGAAUACCCACGGCCCUGGACUCCAGCUCCACGUCCGGGGGAGUAUCGGACCCUCAGCGGGGCUCCUGUGGGUGAGUUACCGGAGAGUCAACGACCAAUGUAUUUCCCUGGUGCUCUUCGACAUCCCUGGUCUGGGGAACCUCCUAGUCAAGCUUCUGGUCUCUGGUCCUGGCCUUUGGAGUCCGGACCACCGACUGCCAUGUUCCUGUCGCCAUAUUCCUCCCAUUCUCCGGCGAUUGCAGCACAGAUGGAGUACUCAUCUCGGUUCGCCCUAGUACCACCCCCACCACCACCCUUCUCCUCCUACCAGGUCAACAUGAAGAUGGCACUCCCUAGAGCAGCAACAUACAACCCGCCCCACCGAGAGCAGGUCCGUCAUGCAGAAGCUUCCCAGAGAGCCUGUCUACGACUGUUACCAUGCCCACAGACUCCAGCCCUGUUGACUCCUCAGCCCGAUGUCAGUGGCCCCUUCACGCCCACAGUCAUCAAUCAACCGCCCUUCGCCUCACCAGCCCUCUCCCCUUGGACCUCCUGGUCCAGAACCGACGAAGGAACCCGGUCUGUUCCGUCCUCCCAUGACCGUAGCUGCAGAGGUGGUUCUAAUCACUGGCUGGCUGAGGAACCAGAUUCUGAUCUCAGUCUGAUUGGACCAAUCUUCGCAACCAGCUAUAAUUUGAGCCUUCAGCCAGACUUCGGCCAGACCUCAGCGAACGACCAAAUAGCAAGGACGUCCACAGGAGAUGACCGUGGAUUGCUGGAGGGGGCCGGCUUGGACCCACCGAGGAGGAGAAACCAGGGGUCCUACCCCUGGCAUUCCCCCCUGGACCUUGGCCAAAUUGAGAUACUGGACCCUGUUGUCGUCCAUCAGAUCCCAGAUCAUGGAUCAGAGACCCUGGAUGGAGACGUCGGUGGGGACUGGUUCCGCGAGGAUGAAGAUGAAGAAGAGGAACCCGAGGAGGAGACAUGGACUCACAGGUUCACGGAGUACCUUGACGAGUUGGUCAAGGAUGAGGACUUUGUCUCAACGGUGGGCUCCAUACUGGACAUGGCGUUCCUGGAGACCCCAGAGCCGACGGAGCUGAUUGGACCAGAGCAUGGAGAGACGUUUCAAGCAGAUAUUCAGCAGACACAAGAUGGGGGGUCUUUUGGUGACGACGGUGCCAUCUCAGAGUUCGACAGCACAGGUUCCCUGGCUGUGGUCGUCCUUAACAGUCAUCACACCAAUACUCCACCACAGACCGCCGGCUGGACUCCUUCCUGGGCUCCAGAGUCACCGUCGGUCGCACCGGCACCGUCUCAUGACGGCAGUGAUCAACCCGGACCGGAGGACGUCUGGGAGAGUUGGUUAAAAUCUAUGGCUCAACCUCUUACAGCCCUACUUUGUGAUCCUCCCAUCCCCAUGAACGAUGGGGAGGUCGAAGCACCUCACCCAAAGGAUUCCCCCGACGACCAAGGCACGGGCCUCGAGCCGUUCUGCUCAGAAGUCUUCUCCCUGGCGACGGUCGAGAUUGAGAGCCCAAGCCCGGGGACCGAAGGGGCUUUUGAAUUUCGUUGGGAGCACUUUGACGCCUCCAUCACGGGUGAGUUGUCACUUGACGUCUCAAAGUGUGAUGACGAAGUACUUCCAACAAUGGCCACCUUAGCGAACAAAUACCCGUUCCCUUCUCCCCCCAACCUCUCCAUCCUCCGCUCACUCAGCCCGCUGGUGUCCCCCAGCAGUCCCAGUGCCAGGGUACCUUCUCCCCUUUCAGGUGGUCACGUCGGUGACCCGUUGAUCAGCAUCUCAGCAGAACCAAAGAGGAGAGAAGAUCCAGAGAACGAGACGCAGGAAGAGGACGAGGGAGGCGCGUUGGACGGCGGCGAGUUGCGAUCUGCUCCGUCCGAGGAAGGGUUGCUGGGUGUCACACAUGACAAGUUGCCCAGCUGGAGAGAUGGGGAACCAUGGGAUCUUGCUCAGAGUACUGCCUCAUCCAAGGAUCGAUAUUCAGAUGGCGCAAGAGGCAUGGCCGCUCUGCAUGUGGAUGUUGGAACUUACGCCCUAUUAGAGAACAUGAGUGUGAACGCAACCAAAGCCUUUCUUGAAUUAGAUUUUCAGGUUGAUGUCACCGGCCUCCCCCCAUUGGACAUCGCUGAUAACGCAGAAUAUGCGUCUGCAGAUCGCGAGCUGGCGCAACCUGAAGACAAAGCCGUUCUUGUGGUUCGCAGAGAAGAAGUGCAUGAAGCCGCCUCGUCAUGCCCAGGCUACCUUGAGAGUGGACCUGCGUCCACAGAUUCUACCGGACCCGCGGAGGGGUGUAGGGCAACAAUGUAUACGCAACAAGCACCAGCCGUUAGCACAUUGACUUCUGAACAUGGCAUUGUGCAUCCAGAAAACCAGCAGGCGCCGGGGGCUUCACCUCCCUCACUGGGGGAACGGGCCACGCCCCUCAACCUCAACAUGAUCCCAGGCGGCUUCCCUUCUGGACCCCUGACAGGGGCCAGUUCUGAAGGUAGAGAGGAGGUGGGAGCAGAGAAAGAAACUUUCGCAGGUGACACAUAUGCAAGUCCAAAGGCAUGUGAAGCACAUGAGGUAGCCGCUUGGGAGGACAGUCCCAUCCUGUCCCCAUCGCGUUCCGUGAGAGAGGGAAACGAAAGUCGAAAGAAGGAGGACCAAAUCAAGAUUUCCAGCCCAAUAAAAAGAGGUAAAUCGUUACGGAAAAUAAGCAGAAGGCUUUGGCCACUAAACGAGGGAGGAACGUUAGAGACCGUGACCAGACCUAGUGACCUUAAAAUCCAUCAGAAUUGUCAGACAUCCAACACCUGCAGUACUAAUAGAAGAUGUAGUCCAAGGUGGACUCUGCAGUUCAAGACAAUAAGAUCAUCAUCAUCCUCAGGCAAAAACGGGACUGCAAGUCUUCUUCUGGAAGACUACAAGCAAAGACUAGAAAACGCACGAGCUCCAGGAGAGGAAAGCAGCCACAAAACCCCAGAUAAAUCCCUGCGAGGGAGGCCGAGGAAGGUGCUUUUCUCAGGCCCCGAAUUAUGUCCCAUGGCAAUCCCUUGUGUUAAUCCAGGGUCAAUCCAUCUGACCAGAAUGAAGAGACAUAAACUCCCGACAGAGAAAGAGAAGGAAAGGGCAAUUUACAAUUUCACACUCAGAGAUUUAAGGGCUAAAACUCUAGUGACUGAAAAAUCAGGUUUAACGACCAAACAGAGAAUGGAAAAUUCGGAUAAGAGAAAAACAGAGGAGAGGGAGAUGGCAAUGACGUCCAAGAAGGCUCCCAGGGCCAGCCCCAGGCUGAGGAACCGUAGCAAAACGCAGAGCCCCCUGAGGCAGCCCCGAAGGAGGACCACCGCUCUGGGGAAAGUAGGGUCCGGGCCCAGAGAGAUAACUGCGUUGUCCGACACGCCAGGUCGGCACACGCCGAGGCCAACGAGGCGGUUGAAAAGAGAUCCGGCGAAUCAGGACGCCCCCGUCACUCCCCAACCAAGUCCCGCGGGUGGACUAAGGAAUGGUCCGACGGACGACAAGAGGAAAGAAGACGAGAAUGAGGAAAGGAUGUCAAGUCCGAGGAAAAGGUCAAGAGGACUUGCGGUGAAAGGGAACGGCGACAUCGUCCCGUUCCAACAGAGUCCCGUGAGGGAACGAAGGAAGUGUCGAAUGUAUGAUGAAGACGAAAAGGAAAAGACCCCGAGUCCGACAAAAAGAUCAAGAAGGGGAAGGGUCGAUGGGGAGGAAGAUGGAGGGGGCUCGCGGAAACCGAAUCCUGACCGGGAAAAGCGCAGCAAGCAACGGAAUGUACCCUAG